CGGCGAUCCUCACAAAACGAAUAGAAGGCGAGAGAGGGAGAGAGCGAGUCACGAGUGAAUAAUGUUUACCACUCACACUGAGGAAUUUAUUAGAGGUCGAAACUUUAGUCAGAUAUUGCGGUAUUAAUUUAAUUCAAAAGCCCUAUUCAAACCGCUCGAAGUCAAUACACUUGAGGAUAUACCAGCGACUGGAUCGACUGAAUGAAACAUGAGGAAUAAAAAGCGCGUAGAUUGUGGCUAUCUAAACCUGACGAGUUUUUGAAACGCCGAGCCAGGUACUUCGGCGCAGACUUCCAACCGUCGUUUUUUUGCGGGUGUACCUGUGCUUACGUGGCACUUUAUUUUUUUUACCUGGAGACGAGCAAAAUCAUCGGUUUUGGGGUGUUUUGUGCACUUUUAUCGUGGCGAUGCGUUGUAUUCUCAGAGGUUUAGUAAGUUGCGUGGCUGGCACUAGUUUACUUGCGCCGGGCAGCCAAUCAGCGCGCUAAGUGCGCGACCACGGAAUAACACUCGUUAUUUUUUGCCUUCAUAUUGAUUUAUUUCCACAAUAACGUUCAUAGAUAACACCGUACAGCUCCCUUUACAAGUUGACAGCCGAUUUCAAACCGUGAUUUCGUUGGAAGGAGAAGUGUCAAGGCUUGCCUGCGUGUUUUUGGGCUGCUAAAAUGGAUGCGGGAAUGGAGAAGGAGUGCAGCGCUUUGGGAGGGCUCUUCCAAACCAUCAUGAACGACAUGAAGGCAAGUUAUCCUGCUUGGGAGGACUUUGUCACCAAAGGGGCCAAGCUACAAUCUCAGUUGAGGACGACGAUCAUUGUCACCAGCUCAUUCCUGGACGCUUUCCAGAAAGUGGCUGACAUUGCAACUGGAACACGGGGAGCGACAAAGGAAAUUGGAUCUGCUUUGACCAGGAUGUGUAUGAGACACAGAAGCAUCGAGAACAAGCUCAAAUUGUUCACCACAGCCCUGAUGGAUAGCUUAAUAACUCCUUUGGAACUGAAGAUUGAGGAGUGGAAGAAGGUUGCCAGUCAGUUGGAUAAAGAUCAUGCCAAAGAAUAUAAAAAAGCACGCUCGGAGAUCAAGAAGAAAUCAUCCGACACAAUUAAACUACAGAAGAAGGUUAGAAAAGGUAAAGACGAGGUGAGGAUGCAGUUGGACUCGGCUCUCCAAGAUGUCAACACGCGCUAUGCUGUGCUGGAGGAGGUGGAGAAGAGAGCCGUGUGUCGAGCGCUUGUCGAGGAAAGAGGACGAUUCUGCUCCUUUGUCACAAUGCUCAAACCCGUCCUGGAUGAGGAGAUAGGCAUGCUGGGUGAGGUGACUCACUUACAGACGAUUCUGGAAGAUCUUGGCAACCUGACGGCCAAUCCCAACACACUGCCACCUGCUAGUGAACAGGUUAUUCAUGAUCUUAAAAGCUCUGACUACAGCUACACGUAUCAGACUCCACCUGGGUCUCCUACCAGCACAUUAUCACGCAAGAGCAGCAUCAGCAGUAACUACGCCUCUGUACGUCAUGUGCCGUCUCUGGACUCGAUCUCAAGCGCGGUAGAUGGACUUCACCUGCGACCAACAGAUAUAACUCAGCGCUCACGCAGUCCUCUCCUCCUGGUGGGAGGAGGGGAAAGCGUUCGCUCCCUCAGCGAGGGCAAUUCUCCCACAAUCACCCGCACCGCCCGUCGCGGCCCACACCUACGCCACAGGAGCACUGAUCAAAGUGGUGUUAACAGCCAGUGGCAAGGUCAAAACGCCCCAGGUACAGAGAAUGGGACUUUAAUGCCCCCACCACACAAAGUGUACAGCGGGCAUGAGGAGAGAUCCAGAACACUGUCUACUUCAGGCAAGCCACAGACAGCCAGAGAGCAGCUGGCUCUUGCACUGGGAGGCGGGCUGAACUCAGACGCUCCUCGGACCAGUCGAGAUUCACUUCAUUGCUCCAGUGGAUACAGCACACAGACGACUACACCAUCCUGCUCCGAGGACACCAUACCCUCACAGCAUGCGAUAAAGAAAGAACCACCUCUAUAUGAUUAUGACUAUAUCUCUCUGCAUGGUGGAGAGGACGCCCACAGUCAAUCUGAUUUCGAUAAAUCUUCAACGAUUCCUCGCAACAGUGACCUGAGUCUCAAUUACCGCAAAAUGUUUCAAACCAAGAGGCCGGCGUCCACCGUCAGUCUGCUGAUGGAUCCCGAGCCUCUAGGGCCACACACGGCCACUAUUCGGCGUAAACCCUCCAGCAAGCCCAACAUUCGCCGUGGAACCAUCAGCGGAGGAGUUCCCAUACCAAUCUCAACACCGCAGGUCCCACUAAAGGCGUCUGUUUCUACAGUCGGUCUGAGCGGCAGUGAUGAGACCGUGUGCCCGUCAGGAGUGAUGCAGAGUAACCGCCUACCCGUAUCCGAUCUGGCUCACACCAAACAAAAUCUCUGUGUGUCCACCCAAAGUCUAAGUGCCAUGCCACCUCCGUACUAUUCAAUGUUCCCUGGGCAGCCACCAGUGGGCGGCACAGAGCAGCUGUAUCAAAUGAGCAAACAGCAGCAGUAUGCGGUGCAUCAACACCAGCAAAGGCAAUAUCAACAACAACUUCAGCAGCAGCAGCAAAAUAAUCAACAACAACAAUAUAACCAACAACAGCAGCAAAAUAAUCAACAACAGCAAAAUAUUCAACAACAGCAAUACAAACAACAGUUCAAUCAGCAGCAACAAUACAAUCAUCAGCCGCAAUAUAAUCAACAACAGCAAUACAGUCAACAACCGCAACAACAACCGCAACAACAACAUCAACAACCGCAACAACAACAUCAACAACCGCAACAACAAUACCAACAACCGCAACAACAAUACCAACAACCGCAACAACAUCAACCACCGCAACAACUUCAACAACAAUAUCAACAACUGCAACAACACAAUCAACAGCCUCAACAACACAAUCAACCACCGCAAUAUCAGCAAACAGAACGUCAAAAAGAGCUCCAACAGAAAUUUAAAGAACUAAAGCAUCAAACACUUCCUUGUCAACCGCAACAAAAUCAGCAACAUCUACAGGAAGUGCCGACUGAAAGUGGGCGGCCCCACUCGGCCCAGCCUGGCGUGGGCCGUUCCAACAGUGUUCCCGAUCCCGGCAGCGGAGGCGACAUGUUGUCCCUGAUCCGAAGAGGGGUCAAACUUCGUCGGACGCUUACCAACGAUCGUUCGGCACCUUUCAUCACCCCCAACCAUCUCAAUUAAACUUUUUUUAAGAACUUUUCUCUUUCUUUAAUUUCAUCAGUGGCUUUUUACCGUCGUUUGGCUUCGCAUCUUUUCGUUUAACUACUUGUGUAUAUUUUUUUAGUGCAGGCAGAACUAUUCACAUAUGUACGAUUCCUGCAACAAAAGACAUUCUGCGAAAUCAGUUUUGAUUGAACUGCACUGUGCUUGACGAACAAACUUUCUCGAACUCGGAGCAAGUUAUAGAUGCAGUCCGUACGAAUGUUGCCUCAGUAAAUUAAAGUUAAUUCUUCACUCAUAGAUAGAUAUACAAAUAUAUACGUACUUGGAUAUACAGAUUAAUGGUUGGAGCUUAAGAUUAUAUUAAAUUUAUUUCUUUGUUGUAUUUGUGGAAGAAAAAGCACUCGGCCUUUAUGACUUCUGGUUAGAGAUCAAAAACUUCUUUGUAUAUAUUAGCGAAACCCUUGAAAGGCUGUUGUAUUAUUCUUGUUUUUGGUUUGUUUAGAUAAAGCAGCUCUAGAUGUCUAUUUUUGUACAGUUUAGGGUAACGGAAAAUUGCACCACUGCCUUUAAUCCGCCCAAUUACCGUACAUGCGAUGGGGUUGCAAAUAAUGCAGCCAAGCGAGGAUGUAAAAUAUGUAAUUGGGUGGAUGAAUGAAGGACUGGAAUAGUGGCUCAUAUUUGUGUUGCUUAUAACUGUGAGAGCUUACGAGGCAUCACUGUGGUUAUUUAUUCAACCAGAAUUAUUUGUUUACCAAAGCAUUGAUGCUGUAGUCCUAUAGAUGCGUAUGUGAGGUAUUUGGUAUAAAGACUCGAUUCAUAAAACCUCAGUUUUUGACUUUUUGUUGCAUUGACAGGGAAGCCUCGGAUUAAAAAUUUAAACUCUUUUCUGUUUUAUAAGUAUUUACUUUUCUUUUUACCUGAAAUUUUAUUCUUGUUGGUUUUGUAGAGUUUUAAAAUUUUCUUGCAAGUUGUCACGUUUUCUCAAAUUGAAGUAUGCAAACGUACAGGAAAUACAGAUCGAUAGAUUUAAAGGUUAAUUAGUAAAGGAAGUUAUUUUAUACGUACUGUAUAUGAACCUACUUCAAGUCCAAGGUCACGUCAAGCAACUUAAUAAUAAUAAAUCUUAUGAAUAAUCAUUUGAACCUUGAUCAACAAACCUGCUGAAUAAACCUGAAAUGUACCACAAA
This is a messenger RNA of Misgurnus anguillicaudatus (oriental weatherfish), 4393 nucleotides long. NCBI's taxonomy places the organism in Eukaryota, Metazoa, Chordata, Actinopteri, Cypriniformes, Cobitidae. The record is from RefSeq and is a predicted model, not a curated record.